Messenger RNA from Solanum dulcamara, 1494 nucleotides. Its product is annotated as serine carboxypeptidase-like 40. The record is from RefSeq and is a predicted model, not a curated record. The coding region runs from base 1 to 1494 and encodes 497 amino acids. Gene Ontology annotation, molecular function: serine-type carboxypeptidase activity. Gene Ontology annotation, cellular component: vacuole. NCBI's taxonomy places the organism in Eukaryota, Viridiplantae, Streptophyta, Magnoliopsida, Solanales, Solanaceae. The transcript is spliced from 8 exons. Gene Ontology annotation, biological process: proteolysis.
AUGGAAAAAGUCAUUUUCUUCCUCCUCCUAAUCCUCUUUAGUUCACAAAUUGUGGCUUCAAGUCAUGAAAUAAAGAGACAUAGCCAUGGUGUUGGCAAACUUUACUUAACAAAGCUAUUGAAACAAGAUUCAACCGUUGAUAAUAAUAGCCAUUUUAGUUCAACCAUUGAUUAUUUAGAAUUGGAUAAAUUUGUUCUUUCUCAAAAGGGAUUGAAAGAUAAAGAUCAAAUCAAGAGAUUGCCAGGUCAACCACUUAUCAAAUUCAAACAAUAUGGUGGAUAUGUCACAGUCAACAAAUCUGCUGGUCGUGCCUUUUUUUAUUAUUUUGUUGAAGCUCAUGAGAAUUCCAAGUCAUUGCCCCUUCUCUUAUGGCUUAAUGGAGGUCCUGGUUGCUCUUCACUUGCCUAUGGAGCCAUGGAGGAAAUUGGACCAUUUAGAGUCCAUAGAGAUGGAAAGACAUUGUAUAGGAAUCACAACUCAUGGAAUCAUGCGACAAAUAUAUUAUUUUUGGAGUCCCCGGCUGGCGUUGGAUUUUCAUAUUCAAAUACAACUUCUGACGUCAAAUCAAAUGGAGAUAGAAAUACAGCCAUUGACAAUUUAAUAUUCUUAUUGAAUUGGAUUCAAAGAUUUCCCGAGUACAAAAAUAGAGAUUUUUACAUUGCUGGUGAGAGUUAUGCUGGGCAUUUUGUACCUCAAUUGGCAGAGAUAAUCCUCCAGUAUAACAAGCUUGCCAAGAAGACUCUUAUUAAUCUAAAGGGGAUAAUGAUUGGGAAUGCAGUGAUAAAUUUUGAGACAGAUGAAAAAGGGAUGUUUGAGUACCAUGCAAGUCAUGGCUUGAUUCCAGAUGAAAUUUUCGAUCAAAUUGAGAGAUACUGUAAUUUCUCAGACAAGGCCCUUCCUCAACCGCACGAGUGCGAUAACGCCAUUAAUAUAGCUAUUGCAGAUACUGAUCCCAUCGAUCUUUACAACAUAUAUGCCCCGUUAUGCCCUAAGUCCGACGACCUCCUGAGGAUCGAUCCAUGCAGUGAUGAUUAUGUAAUUGCCUACAUUAAUCGUCGUGAUGUUCAAAAGGCUCUUCAUGCCAAUGUCACCAAAAUUAAGUAUAAUUGGCAACCAUGCAGUGAAGUCAUAGCAAGUUGGACGGAUAGCCCAUUAACAAUAAUUCCUGUUCUCAAAAAAGUUAUGGCUAAUGCAAUAAGAGUAUGGAUAUUCAGCGGGGACACUGAUGGAAUAGUACCAGUAACUUCUACUAAAAAAUCUAUUAAGAAGAUGAAGCUUCCUGUUGAAACACCAUGGUAUCCCUGGUUCCACAAUGCUCACGAGGUUGGUGGAUACGCACAAGUGUACAGAGGAAACUUGACAUUUGCAACAGUGAGAGAAGCAGGACAUCAAGUGCCAAGUUAUCAACCUGCUAGAGCCUUUUCAUUGGCUAAGCACUUCCUUGCAGGAACACAGCUCCCCAAUUCUCCAAACACACAAAAUAAUAACGUGUAG